Messenger RNA from Pseudozyma hubeiensis SY62, 480 nucleotides. RefSeq lists its product as hypothetical. The coding region runs from base 1 to 480 and encodes 159 amino acids. The transcript has 2 exons. Gene Ontology annotation, biological process: vacuolar proton-transporting V-type ATPase complex assembly. Lineage: Eukaryota; Fungi; Basidiomycota; Ustilaginomycetes; Ustilaginales; Ustilaginaceae. The record is from RefSeq and is a predicted model, not a curated record. Gene Ontology annotation, cellular component: endoplasmic reticulum membrane.
AUGGUGUUUCCAGAAUUGGACCCUGAAUUCUCCUUCUGCGCCGACUUCCGAUUCCGCAUCGAUCCAAGAAGAACACGCACACACGAUCAACUCGACUUUCCUCCCGUCCUCUACCCUCACCAUCCAGCAACAAAGAUGUCGCCAUCAACCACAUCAACAUCGACGCAGUUAGACCCCACUUCAUCUCAGAAUGUCUCUCCCCCUCCAUUCUGGGAGGCUCUGUUCUCCUCGAUCUUUACUCCUGAAUACAACACCGUCGCACAAAAGAUCAUGAACUUCUCCUUCUACGGUCUCUUUCUCGUCCUCACCAUCCUCGUCUUUCUUACCAACUACAACCCGCAUGUCAUCGCACUGCUCACCAUGGCCGUCGGACUGUGGAUGAGUGUCAACUGGUUCAUGAAAGAGCUGGCGAAGCUACCAGCUAGCAGCAAGGAGGUUCAGCAGAUGCCGGCCGCCGAAGAGAGCAAGAAGGACUUGUAG